Messenger RNA from Mustela erminea (ermine), 2634 nucleotides. RefSeq names its product BAG cochaperone 3 (gene BAG3). Gene Ontology annotation, cellular component: nucleus; cytoplasm; membrane. The record is from RefSeq and is a predicted model, not a curated record. Gene Ontology annotation, molecular function: adenyl-nucleotide exchange factor activity; protein-folding chaperone binding. Bases 348 to 2081 code for a protein of 577 amino acids. NCBI's taxonomy places the organism in Eukaryota, Metazoa, Chordata, Mammalia, Carnivora, Mustelidae. Gene Ontology annotation, biological process: protein stabilization; negative regulation of striated muscle cell apoptotic process; muscle cell cellular homeostasis. The transcript has 4 exons.
CGAUGACUCAGGGCGGAGCUCCGCAUCCAGCCCGCUCGCCGCCAACUUCUCUGGAUAGGACCAGAAGUUUCUAGCCGGCCAGUUGCUACCUCCCUUUAUCUCCUUCCCGGUUGGCAGCGAGGAGGCCCUUUCCAGACACUUCCACCCCUCUCGGGCCACGUCACCCCCUCCUUUAAUUCAUAAAGGUGCCCGGCGCCGGCUCCCCGGACACGUCGGCGGCGCGCACCGCUCUCGAUCCGGCCGCGGCCAGCGAGCGACUCGGCGCCUGGAGGCCCGGCACCCCACGACUCGGCUCCCCGCGACCCGGCACCCCGGCGGCCGCCCCUCCGGGCAGACCCCGACCCAGCAUGAGCGCUGCCACCCACUCGCCCAUGGUGCAGAUGGCGUCCGGCAACGGCGCCGGUGACCCCCUGCCCCCCGGCUGGGAAAUCAAGAUCGAUCCGCAGACCGGCUGGCCCUUCUUCGUGGACCACAACAGCCGCACCACGACGUGGAACGACCCGCGCGUGCCACCCGAGGGCCCCAAGGAAGCACCGUCCUCUGCAAAUGGCCCUUCCCAGGAGGGCCCCAGGCUGCCCGCUCGGGAAGGCCACGCCGUGUACCCGCAGCUCCGACCAGGCUACAUUGCCAUUCCUGUCCUCCACGAAGGCACCGAGGGCCGGCAGCCACGCCCUUCCUUUGUCUGUCCCCAGCCAGGAACACAGCGAUUCCGAACCGAGGCGGCCACAGAGGCUCCUCAGAGGUCCCAGUCCCCUCUGCGGGGUGUGGCGGAAGCCACCCAGCCAGAUAGACAGUGUGGACAGGCGGCGGCAGCAGCUGCGGCGGCCCAGCCCCCAGGCUCCCACAGACCUGAGCAAUCCCAGUCUCCAGCUGCUUCGGACUGCUCGUCCUCGUCCUCCUCGGCCAGCCUGCCCUCCUCCUCCGGCAGGAGCAGCCUGGGCAGUCAUCAGCUCCCCCGGGGCUAUAUCCCCAUCCCUGUGAUACACGAGCAGAAUGUCACCCGGCCGGCGGCUCAGCCCUCCUUCCACCAAGCCCAGAAGACCCAUUACCCAGCUCAGCAGGGUGAAUACCAGACCUACCAGCCGAUGUACCCCCGGGUCCCAGGGGAUGACUGGGAGCCUCGGCCCAUGCGAGCAGCAUCCCCAUUCCGGUCCCCUGUCCGGGGUGCAUCCAGCCGGGAGGGCUCUCCGGCCAGGAGCAGCACGCCAGUGCACUCGCCGUCGCCCCACCGUGUGCACACCGUGGUCGACAGGCCUCAGCAGCCCAUGACUCAUCGAGAAUCUUCACCUGUUCCCCAACCUGAAAACAAACCUGAAAGCAAGCCAGGCCCAGUUGGACCAGAUCUCCUUCCUGGACACGUCCCGAUUCAGGUGAUCCGCAAGGAGGCAGACUCGGUACCUGCCACCCAGAAGCCCCCACCCGCCUCGGAGAGGGUGGAAGUCAAGGUUCCGGCGGCUCCGGUUCCUUGUCCUCCCAGCCCCACCCCGCCUGCUGUCCCCCAGCCCCCCAAGAAUGUGGCUGCCCAAGAUGGGGCAGCCCCCGGCCCUGCCCCCACAGAAGCCACACCUCCCAAACCAGCGGAAGCGGAGGCGCCCCCAAAACACCCGGGCGUGCUGAAGGUGGAGGCCAUCUUACAGAACGUGCAGGGGCUGGAGCAGGCCGUGGACAACUUCGAAGGCAAGAAGACGGACAAGAAGUACCUGAUGAUAGAAGAGUAUUUGACCAAAGAGCUGCUGGCGCUGGAUUCGGUAGACCCCGAAGGACGAGCUGACGUCCGUCAGGCCAGGAGAGAUGGUGUCAGGAAGGUUCAGACCAUCCUGGAGAAACUUGAACAGAAAGCAAUAGAUGUCCCGGGUCAAGUCCAGGUUUAUGAACUCCAGCCUAGUGCCCUUGAAACCGAUCAGCCACUGCAGGAGAUCAUGGAGAUGGGUGCCAUGGCCACAGACAAGAAUAAGAAAAGUGCCGGAAAUGGAGAAGAUCCACAGACAGAAAGCCAGCAGCCGGAAGCCAGAGAAGCAGCAGCUGCAAACCCAAGCAGCACUGACACCACAGACACAGCUGGAAACACAGCUGCCCCGUAGUCCCCGCCACACUCAGCAAACCCCAGCGCGGGAGCUGCUGGUGUGUGUUAAGGAAUUUUAAGUUGCAUGCAUUUCAGGGACUUUAAAUCAGUUUGUUUUUACUAUUCGUAGGCACUUGGUACACAGUAACUUGGGUGGAGGCCAAACACACUAAUUAAAGGGCUAAAAGGAAAAUGAUGCUUUUCUCCUGUAUUCUUAUUCUGUACAAAUGAAGAAGUUGCUUGUUUCAGAAGUUUAACCCCACUGCUUAUUGUUGGGGCCCUUUCUGUACAUGGGCAUCACGUGUCAGCCGUGGUUGUAAGCUGUCUUCGUGGGGCUCUGGACCGAAGGAGCUUUUUGGCUGGUGGGUGGGGUGUUGAUUUCCCAUUGCACAAAUAUGGAACCCAUUUUCCAGAAACAAUGCCCUUUUAAUGGGAUGACUCUCUUCAUCUCAGAGCUAAAAUAGCUAACUUCAAAUAGAAUAAAAUGUACAAGGAGCCCUAGGAAUAUCUAUAUGUUGGAUGACUUUAAUGUUACAUUUAAAAAAGGAAAAUAAAGUAAUAAUAUAACUCAA